Messenger RNA from Caenorhabditis briggsae, 1491 nucleotides. The record is from RefSeq and is a predicted model, not a curated record. The transcript has 7 exons. NCBI's taxonomy places the organism in Eukaryota, Metazoa, Nematoda, Chromadorea, Rhabditida, Rhabditidae. Bases 1 to 1491 code for a protein of 496 amino acids.
AUGAACAAGAAAUUUAAACAAUUGAAUUCCUACGGAACUAGUGCAUAUGGGUUCAAGCACGAGGAUUACGAUCACUUUUAUAAUUAUGCUAUUGGAAUUAAUGACACCGGACUGCAAACGGUUUAUGAUAACAAUGGGGAGAUUAUGGAGCUGAAAGAUGUUUCGGUUUCUUCAUUUUUCAAGAACAUCAUCAAACAAAAUAUAAUCGAUAUGCUAUGGAUCAACAUCGACGGAGGAGAAUUCGAAUAUUGGUCAUAUUUUUCUAAAAAAGGACAAUUCGAAAGACUUGGAAUCAUCGUAUGCCAGUUCAAUUUGGAAGUUGAACGAAACGAUGGAAAUACCUUUUCGAAACUAAUUUCAAAUUUGUUGGAAUCUGAAACUUAUAUUUUCCUUCGAUCUGAAAUUAAAGAAAACCCAAAACAGUUAAAAAUGGUCAACUACCAAUUGCUUCGAAACGAUUUUUCUGCCAAUACAGAAAAGUUUAAAGAAUUUUAUCGAUACCGAAAAAGUGUAUUUUACUAUUGUGGCAUAAUCCUGAUUGUUGUCUUCCUGGCUGUCAAUUUUUUGAGUUAUGACGAUGAAACAAUCGAUUCACAGGAACAGAACUAUGCGGAACAUCCCAGAAAUAUUGUCGCUGAACAGGAAUCAGGACAAAAACUACCAUUUACUACAACUCCUUCGCCUCCCCUGAUCCCUUACAAAUACGAAGAACUUCCAGCCUGUGAUUUCAGUACAGACUCUCCAAAACCUCUUCAUAAUGCCGAAGCUAUUGCGAACGAGUUUUUCAAAUGUGCAUCAAUGAUUCUCCUCCGAUUUGCAAUGAAUCCUCAAGGAAUGCUGUUCAAUUGGCCGUAUACAAUUUAUGUUUGUGAUGAAGAAGACCUGUCAUCCAGAAUUCCAUUGAUAUCAUUUGACAACGGACAGAAGCAGUACUGGGCUGUUCUUCCUACUUGCCAAGAAAAAACUACAUUGGUCACUUUGGGAGCCAGUGAGAACACAAAGUCAGAAGAGGAUAUAAAGAAACUUCUGAAAGAUCUGGAGACUUUUGGAACUGAUCCAUUCCACGGGAAGAAUAAUGCGUAUGGAAAGUUCAAUCAAGUCGCUCUUUCCACAGAUGAUCACGAAAUUUCAAUGGUUGAUUCGAAUGAUAAAUUCUCUGACAAAAACUUUGUGGCUACUGUGGAUCAGCGAGAGUUCUUCAAUGUGACUAAAAUCGAUAUGCUGUGGAUAACUCCAAAUGCGGGAAACUUUAAGUACGAGAAAUAUCUGAACAAAGACGGAGAGUUUGAAAAAAUGGGAGUCAAAGUAUGCCAAAUCAAUAUCGAAAUCACAAAGAAUGAUGCGGACAAAUGGUUCAAAUUGAUUAAUCCUUUGGUACAAGAAAAGAGAUUUAUCUUCAUGAGACCAAUGGCAACGGAAGGUGGAGAACUGAUAAGAACCUAUCUUCUGAAUGUUGCAGAUCCAGAAUGUGUUAGGAAAUAUUUACAAUGA